GGCAGUUCAACCAAUGGGCGUACAGCAUUCGUCAUUUAAACUGAGUAUAAAAGUCUGCUUGUCAACGUCUUGGGUGGCGCCAGUUUUGAACGGUGCUGUUUUGAGUCGUGUGGCUGUUUUUCUGGGUAUCACCGUGAUUGCAGAACGUGAUGACCGUCCCCUCUGCAGAGGAGCUGGACUCCUUCAAGUACAGCGACCUGCAAAAUUUAGCCAAAAGACUGGGCCUCCGGGCUAACCUGAGGGCAGACAAGUUGUUAAGAGCCUUGAAAGCACACCUGAAUCCAGAAACAAGAAGAGAAAAUAAAAAUCAGGAUGAAAAUCAGUCUUCUGCAUUCUCCUACGAUGAGACUGAGACACAAGUCACCAGUGAGGAGCAGGCUGAGACGGAAUCAGGUAGUCAUGUCACCAGAACCAGGAGGAGGAAGCGCAAGACCAUCCAUGGAAUUCCUACCUCCCAGGAUCAUAUGGAGAUGAAAAGAAGAGACAGCACUACAUUCCAAAAUCAGGAAAAUCAAGACCUCAGAGCUACUGAAAAGGUUCCUUCUCUGCCAGAGCAAAGGCCAGAAGAUGGGAAUGCAGCUUCCUCAGAAGAAGGAAAAAUAAACGACUUUAAGAGGCUUCAUGAGGCUCAUUUUAAGAAAAUGGAAUCCAUUGAUGAAUAUAUGGUGAGAAAAAAGAAACACUUUAAAGAGCACGAUUCACUUAAUGAACUAAAGCAGCUUGACAAAAAAGUGACCCCAGUUCCACCAAGAGGGAGACUCUCUGUACUCUGCACUCCUGCGAGGCAGCGGUGCUCACAGGGCCACUCAGCAACUAAAAUGAAUGUCAGGUUCUCAGCUGCUACUAAAGAUAAUGAACAUAAGUGCUCGCUGACCAAGACACCAGCCAGAAAGUCCCCACAUGUGACUGCACCUGGGAGUGCUUCAAAGGGCCAGGCUGUGCUCAAGACACCAAAGUUAAAGACCACUGAGAGGAAUUCCACUGCAGUUAUUACUCCAUUCAAGUUGAUGACUGAAGCAACACAGACUCCAGGUUCUAGUAAGAAACCGAUAUUUGAUCUCAAAGCAAGCUUGUCUCGUCCCCUCAACUACAAGCCACACAAAGGAAAGCUGAAACCUUGGGGCCAAGCUAAAGAGAAUAAUUCUCUGAAUGAAUGUGUGAGCAGAGUUACCCUGCACAGGAAAACUUACAAACAACCUCCUCUCCAGACCAGGGAAGAACAACGGAAGAGACAUGUGCAAGAACGGAAGGAGAGAAAAGAAAAGCUUUUGGAAGCUCGAAGAAACUUGGGUGUGACUAAAGCCCAGUGACCCUGCUGUCCCUUUCCUCCUCAUUCUCCUUUGUAUGUUUUUAUACUUUCUCUACUUCAAUCAAAAGCUCUUUUCUGUCAUAACUUGUAUAGUGCCUCCUCUGUGCUAUAUCUGAGAAUACAUUAUCACCUUAAAGUCCAUAACUGAAGUGACUUUCACUUAAUGUCCUGUACAACUCCAACUUUUAAAGACCUGUCCUUGUGAUCUUAAGAGCUUUUCAUGUCAAGGCCCUGCUAGUCCCGAUGGCGAUGACCUGCAUCCUUUUCUGCACAAGAGUCCCCUGAGCGGCAAGCUGAGGCAGAAGCUCAGUGUGAGAGAGUAAGAUGACGCUCCCAGGAGAGGGAGGCUGGGAGGCCACAUUUUUGUUCAGUAGCCUGGAAAAUCUAUUAGUCUUAUUGAAAUUAUAUUUUAUUUUGAUAGGUAAAAAGUUUUAGCUUAUAAGAGCCUUGUUCUGACAUUUCAGGUAUUUGCCAACUGUCACUCAUUAUAAUCCUAAACUAGAAAACCUCUACGCUCUCUUAAAUAGAAGCCACAGGGCAAAGGGUGUGCCUCAGUUGUACAGCACUCAGCUAUCACACACCUGCCCCUGAAUUUGACUCCUGGUCCCACCAAAAACAAAACCGAGAAUGGCUGCCGUAAGAAAACCUCCUUGGCAGACUUAGACCUCACAGUAGGAGAGGGAGCUGACCUUCUGACCUUGCUCGGCCCUGUAGAGACUCUGAGUUGUGUGUAAUGAUUACAAUGUUCAUAAAUAAAAAUUUUCACUGUGAUAGGUUCCUUGUUUUAAACAUGAGUUGCCUAGAAUCUGGAUGGCCAUCUCACACCUCCUCCACCCACUUCUCUCCCACUACUGAGACAGGGGCGCAUGUAUUCAAACUGGCCUCAAACUCAUUUUGUAUCUGAAGAUGACCUUAAACCCUUGAUCCCCCUGCUUCUACCUCUCAGGUAAGUGCAGAGUUAGAUGUAUAUCGUACCUGGCUAUAAAGUGUUCUUUGGGGGGCUGGAGAGAUGGCUCAGUGGUUAAGAGCACUGACUGCUCUUCCAAAGGUCCUGAGUUCAAAUCCCAGCAACCACAUGGUGGCUCACAGCCAUCUGUAAUGAGAUCUGAUGCCCUCUUCUGGCGAGUCUGAAGACAGCUACAGUGUACUUAAAAAAAUUUUUUUCUCCCUUUGUUGCCUCAUUUUGAAUCUUAAGCCUUGCAACUUACUACCAGAAAUAGUAAGAUAACAAGGUUGAUAGUCACCACUUCUAUUUACAUACCCUAUAAAUCAGUAAAGCUGAGCUGAAUGUGGUAACAUAAGCCUAUAGUUCAGUGCUCAAGAGGGAGAGGCAGGAGGACCAGAAGCUCAUUUUCUGCCCCAGUCACAUGAGACCCUGCUUUUCAAAAACAAACAUAGGACUGGGUGGUUUGGCUUGGUUGUAGGGCUCUUACCUAGCAUGCACAAGGACCUGGGCUUGAUUCUCAGAAAAAAAAAAAAAAAAAAAAAAAAAAAAGCAAAAAAAAAAAAUGAAGACUGGAUGAUGGCCCAGUGGUUAGGGCCUGUACUACCUUUUUUUUUUUUUUCUUUUUUUUUUUUUCUUUUUUUUUUUUUCUUUUUUUUUUUUUGAGACAGAGUUUCUCUGUAGCCCUGGUUGUCCUGGAAUUCUCUUUGAGGUGUGCACUGCCAUGUCACCAGCAGGUAUAUACUCCUGCAGAAGACUCUUCAAUUUUUAGGACCCAAGUCAGGCAUCUCACAACUGCCUGUAACUCCAGCUAAAGGGAUUCCCACACUCAUCCUCUUGUGGUCUUCGUGGGCACCCAGUACUCAUGUGCAUAUGCCCACAUAUACACAUAGUUUUAAAAAUUAAAUCUUAAAAAAAAAAAGUGGGGCUGGGGAUUUAGCUCAGUGGUUAGAGUGCUUACCUAGGAAGCGCAAGGCCCUGGGUUCGGUCCCCAGCUCCAAAAAAAAGAACCAAAAAAAAAAAAAAAAAAAGCAUUAAAUAGGGUUUUGGCGGGAGACAAAACACUAUGACCAAGGCUCCUUACAAAAGAAAGUGUUUAAUUUGGGGCUCAUGGUUCUGGGGGUUAGAGUCCAUGACUGCUGUGGCAGGGCACAUGGGAGCAGGCUGGCACACAUGGUGGCAUGUUGUUGGUGCCAUAGUUGAGAGCUUACUUAAAUCCUUAUCGACAAAUAGGCAGAGAAAGCAAUGAAUAACCUGGGCUUUUCCAAACCUCAAAGCCCACUGACAGUGCCAAAACCACCUCACUAAAGCCUUACCUCCCAAUUUUUCCCAGUUCCACCAUCCAAUCAUCCAAGGAUUCAAAUACAUGAGCCUACGGGAGCCAUUUUCAUCACACAGACACAGGGGCUCACACUUUAGUAGCAAGUGCCUCCUCAGUACUUGGAACUAAGAGGCAGGAUUGUUGUGAGUUCCAUGCCAGCCAGAGCUAUCUAAUGUGGCCCUGUCUCAAAACUACAAAAACUGCUUUAAUUCCUAAAGAAUUUAUUACACCCCAAUAGCACCUUAGGCAAUAAUCAAACCUUUAGCACAUGGGCCUUCGAGAGAUGCUUCAUACUCAAACUGUAGUUGAAGACAUCUACACUGAAAAACUAUAAAAUGUUGCUGAAACUAGAGAUCUAACUUAACAUUUUCAUGUCUCUAUAACAGGUUAAAAUGAAGACAUUCAAAAUUGAUCUAUAAACUGAGUACUUUUUUUUUUUAAAGACAAUUUUCCUGUGUAUCCCUGGCUCUCCUGGAACUCUGUAAUCCAGGCUGUCCUCAAACUCACAGAACUCACUCUGAGCUAAAGCCAUGCCCCACCACUGCCUAGCUUGAAUACAAUUUUUAUCAAUCCAUUUUUUUCUUUCUCUUUUCUGUGCUGAAAUAAAAUUCAUAUGGAAAUACAAAUAAUCGAAAUCUUAAGAAAUACAAAGGUAGAACACUCAACUUUACAAGGUACAGCAAUCAGAGUUGUAGUUCUGUUACAAAGAUAAGCGUAACAAUAACAUUAUAGUCUGUUUUUGGCUAUCUGGCACUAAUGAAGGUUCCUGGACUACUUUCUGUUUUUAAGCUUUAUGUAUUUUGUAUGUGCUCUAUCUACAUGCACCCUGGCAUGCCAGAAGAGGGCAUUAGCCAUUACUAAUAGCUGCGAGCCACACCAUGUGGGUGCUGGGAACUGAACUCAGGACCUCUGGAAGAGCAGUCAGUCCUCUUAACCACUGAGCCGUCUCUCCAGUCCCAUACAUCUUCCUUACAAGACAGAGCUUCUCUAUGUAACCCUGGCUGUACUGGAACUUGCCUCUAUAAGAGCAGGAUGGCCUUAAACUCAGAUCCAACUGCUUUUGCCUCUCGAGUGCUGGGAUUAAGAGCUGCUACCACAGUCUGGGAAGAAUAAAUCUUUGUAUCGUUAGGGUCUGAAAUCAAAACAACCCAGCAGGCACAAGAGUCCAGCAAAACAAGAUAUUUAUUUGGAUUAGGCAGCAAAAACAGACUAGUCAGGGACAGCAGCACAAACGUAGCAACUGACCGCAUCUUCUAAUGUUCAUCUUAGUAUUUACGCAGAUGAGAAAAAUUUAUUAUACUCAAUAUAACAGAGUCUUUGAACUUCAAAACUAUUAACAUCUGUGCCAAGUUACCCCAUCAACCAGAGUUUAGGGAAAGGCGACUUCCUUAGGGGCAUGUCUUUGUGGUACACUUAACCCUGUUCUCAUUGGUUGGGUUAUUCGACUUGCCUAACAUUCAUGUCUCAACUUGCCAACCAGGAUGUCAGUUACCCCAGAAGGUUUUGGUAACUUAAAUUUUAUUUGACCCCUAUUCAAAAUAGAAGUUUUAUUCAAAAUGGGUUCAGUUUGGUUCCUUCUUACAAUAGAACUAUUUAUAUAAAAAUGUAAGAGUGAUCGUGGGUGAAUUGAAGAAGACUUCUUAGAUAUGAUAUCGAAGAAGCUAACUGUAAAUAAACUUUCAGCCAGUGGAUUAAGGUAUUUGCUGCUAAACCUACCGAUGACUCACAUCUGUCCACUCACUUUCACAUGUGCCCCUAAACAAAAGAAGUUUAAUAAAGUUUCAUUUUUUGUUUAGACAGUAGAUUGCUAUAUAACAUGGCUGGUCUUGGGGUCACAAGGCAGGCCUAAAAAUUAUUUUUAAGAAUUUUAAGAUGGCUUUUUGAGACCUGGUGGUGCGUGCUGCCGAGCUUUGUCCAGUCUCCUCUGUCCUGACUCACUGCUGUUGGCUCCUGCUGAGGAACAAGUCGAUCAGGAAGCCUCAGCUGUGGCAUUUAAAGGUACCGGAAAGACACCUGUGGAGCCGGAAGUGGCGAUUCACCAAAUUCAAUCACGCUCACCAGUCGAUAUGUGAAGUCGCUGGAGAAGGUUUGAGCAGAGGCACAAAGGAGAAGAAUCUGAAAGUGAAAAGACCGGUGUGCAUGCCUACCAAGACACUGAGAAUCACUACCAGAAAAACACCUUGUGGUGAAGGUUCCAAGACCUGGGAUCGUUUCUAGAUGAUAAUUCACAAGCGACUCAUUGAUUUACACAGUCCUUCUGAGAUUGUUAAACAGAUUAUUUCCAUCAGUAUUGACCCAGGAGUGAAGGUUGAAGUCACCAUUGCAGAUGCCUAAGUCAACUGUUUAAAUAAAUUGACUUGUUUAGAAAAAAAAUUUUUUAAGAUGGAUUUGUUGGCACAGUUCUAUAAUCCCAGCACUCACGAGGCUCCAAAAAGAUCACAAAUUCAAAGCCAGCCACGAAAAUGGUAGGAAGUCAUGGACAAAAUAUUCUAUAGCAAUCCCAGUACUUGAGAGCACACUGAAGAAUCAAGAGGAUUGCUGCAAGUUCAAAGGCAGCCUGGGAUACACAGUAAGACCCUGUAUCAAAGUAACAACAGAACAAAGAUGGCUCAGUGGGCCAUGUUUCUGCCUUGAAUACUCUGUAGCACACACCUAUAAUUGUAGCUACACAACAGGGAAGGCGGAGAAGACACUCCCUAGCAGUUUGCCAGCUCCCUAGCCUGGCAUACAAAGUUUCAAACUAAGACCUUCCUCAAACAAUGUGAAAGUUGAAGCUGAACCUCUGAAGUUGUGUCCAGGCAGUAGUGAUGUAAACCUUUCAUUCCAGCACUUAGGAAGCAGAGGCAGGCAGACCUCCGAGUUUGAGGGCAGCCUGGUCUACACAGAAACCCUGUCUGGAAAAACCAAAAAACCAAAACAUCUGAGCUCUACAUGCAUGUCUUGACAUAUGGAUACCUAUACCACAUUCACAUACACAAAACACGUAUUGGUGAGCGUAUGAGAAAACUGGAGCAUUAUUUUCACUGAUCAUGUAAUUCAUGGUGCAAAUACUCUUUCCAAAGGUGAUUUUGCACCUUUGGAAAACAGGCCCAGAGCUGUUCUCACUCAACAAGCUCUGUACCACUGAAACUACACCCUUCAUUUGGACAUAGUCUCAUUAGGAGGCUCAGGCUGGCCUUGAAUCCAUUCUAUAGCUCAGGCUGACCUUGAAUGUGUUAACCAUCUGCCUCACUCCCACAAGCAUCUAGGAUUGUAGACCUACCUCCAGGCCUAGUUUAAAACCGCCACCCCUACCUUUAUUAAAGUAAUGUUUAAGUGGUGGUGCAUGCCUUUAUUCCCAGCAUUCAGGAGGCAGAGACAAACCCUGUCUGGAAAAACAAAGUUUAAUAUUUAUGUGUGAGUGUGUGUAUGUGUGAAUACAGGUGCCCACAGAGUCCAUAAGAGGAUGAUUGAAUUGCUAAGUAAAAGAUUGGGCUUUGGUCUACAAGAGCUGAGCUGUCUUGAGCUCUCUGGAGAACUGUGGAGCAGAACAGAAGGCUGUCAGCUUGUACCGUAGGAUUGAUUUCGAGUUGAUAGUUUUGCUGUUCCUAAACACCCCUUGCUGAGGUUGCUCUCCAAGCCAAGGCUGGUCCUUGGCACUAGGGUGCUCUGGCUCACAACGGUCUGUACCUCUGGUUCCACAGAAUCCAACACCCUCUUCUUGCUUUCAUGGGCAACUGUAUACACGUGGUGUACAGACAAUACAGGCAGGCAAACACAAACACACAUGAAAUUAAAAUAAGCCUGUACAUUUUUUUUAAAGAUUUAUUUAUUUUAUGUAUAUGAGUACACUGAAGCUGUCUUCAGACACACCAGAAGAGGGCAUCAGAUUCCAUCACAUUUGGUUAUGAGCCACCAUUUGGUGGCUGGGAAUUGAACUCAGGACCUCUAUCUAGAAGAGCAGUCAUGGGGCUGAGGAUUUAGCUCAGUGGUAGAGCGCUUACCUAGGAAGCGCAAGGCCCUGGGUUCGGUCCCCAGCUCCGAAAAAAAGAACCAAAAAAAAAAAAAAGAA
Molecule: messenger RNA, 7624 nt
Organism: Rattus norvegicus (Norway rat)
Lineage: Eukaryota; Metazoa; Chordata; Mammalia; Rodentia; Muridae
Source: RefSeq, a predicted model, not a curated record